Messenger RNA from Theileria parva strain Muguga, 1176 nucleotides. RefSeq names its product putative integral membrane protein. The record is from RefSeq and is a predicted model, not a curated record. Bases 1 to 1176 code for a protein of 391 amino acids. Lineage: Eukaryota; Apicomplexa; Aconoidasida; Piroplasmida; Theileriidae. The transcript has a single exon.
AUGGGUUCAAAUUCUCCCACUGAAGAUCUCCAAUUCGGGGUCCAAGAUGAGGCUCAAAAUGGCCUCGGCGACGUUGAUAUUGAUCGUGUUUCAGACUCCAAAAAUGAUGUAGAGUCUGGCUUGUCAUCUGAUGUCUAUUCAAGAUCAUCGAGUGAUUUUAUAGAGCUCGACGAUAAGGUUAUUAUUGAGGAAGGUGAAGAGUUGUUGAAGGAGUGUCCCAGUUGUUAUAAGCCAUAUGGAAAGUUUAUUGCCAAUGUCAAGGCCUCAGACUGUCUAUUAUUCUUGUUCGUUGUUUCUUGGAUGCCCUUUAUUGCUCGUUUUACCUUUAAAACCAGCUACGUUAACUUCGUUGAGAGUGCUCCAUCUCUGAGAUCCACAGUUGGUAACAAGUUAGUAUUCUUCGCGGGUUUCUUUUCCGGGAAUAUGCUAAUAAUUUCUGACGUUAUUGAGCUUGUUUUCAAGGUUGUUGAGUACUUUAAAAGGGGAAAAACUGAGAAAUUAAAGCUUAGUUUAGAGGAUUCCGAUGGAGAAUUAACUUAUGAAACUGGGGAGACAAAUGAUAAUUUACCAGGUUGGAAGAGCAAGAAUAAUAUUAUAGCAGAAAAUAGACCAAGUUCUCUUCGUAAAUGGUUAUGUUGCACUACUUUUGUCGAGAAGUUUUUGCAUGUUUUGUACAAUAUAAGAUGGCUUGUGUCUGGAUACCUCUUUAUUAUAACAUUCGUUGCAACAUCGUUAAUUUCCAUGUUUUCUGCACAAUCAGUCAAUGAUAGCAAUUUCUACUUGCACUUAAUGCACCUGAUAAACGGAUUGUCGAUUCCUUUGUACUUUAUCCUCGGAAUCAAGAUGGUGGGCAUGCUCUUCGUUGUUGAUGCACAAAAUACACUAUUCAAGAUGAAUAAGAAGUAUAACGAUCCAAUAAGAAUGACCAGGACUGGAAAAACCGUUAUUUCUUAUCCCGUCUUCGCGUUCUUAACCGACAAAUGUCCAUGCAACUACGCUGUUAAAAAGGGCUCAAGCUUCCCUAAGAACUAUAGGUACUCACUUAGGUACCAUGCCAUGGUUACUUGCGGAUAUAAACUUGUUUAUCUCGGAAUUAUCAUGUCACAUGCUAUGUAUAUUAUCGGGAUUACAAUUUUCUCACUUGCUACCAAAAUCAACCUUAGAACUUACCGUUAA